UUCAGCUGUAAUAUUCUCUGGAAUGAUGACGUUCUGGUACAUGUAUUUCCAACCGACGAGUUCUGGCGUCUCUUCUCUCAGUUCAGUUUCUAAUAGAGGUAUCACAUUGCGUACAGCAGAGAGAAUCAGGAAUUCGACAAUUCAACACGUGACCUGGAUUGAGAAGCCAACGACGCCUGAUUUUCGCCUGGAAAAGAAAUGUACCCCGAAGGACCUUUUCAAACUAGGAAAACCGGGAUUUUUUUGAGAAUUUACCGAAUGAAUUUCUCCCGGGUUAUAAAGGCCCGUGUUUUGAAAUUAAAAAAGAAGGCAGGGAGGUGCUGCGCUGCCUGCCUCAUUUCUAUGUUAUUGGAGUUACGAAGUGUGGAACUACUGAGAUGUGGGCUAAACUGAGGUUACAUCCUCAAGUCUCCGUGUCUGGUGUUGUCAAGGAAUCCGAUUGGUGGUCGUGCAAGAGAACCCGUUCAGUGCCAUUCUCAACUUACCUGGAUUCAAGAUCAGCGAAUAUGGUAGAACGGUUUCAACAAAAUGACUCCCUGAAAAAUUGGCUUGUUACAGCUGAUGGAUCUCCGACAACUGUCUAUGAAUUUGAUAACUGGAGAAGGUUCUACGGCGAGAAUUAUGAUGGUCCGAAAUGUACUGCAGCGGACGUCCUUUUUGCGGCACACCCAAAGGCAAAGCUCAUCGUAACUCUUCGAGACCCGGUCUCAAGAUUGUAUUCUCAUUAUUGUCACUUCAAUAAUAAAGAAGGAUCUCCCCAACGAUUUCAUGAAGGGGUACUUGCGAAAAUUGAAAUAUAUAAAACAUGUCGGACUAAGCUGAGUGCACGUGCAUGUUCUUACACCAAUGAUGGAUUAGCGGGACCCAUGGCCAGCAAGAAUGGUUACUCCAAGUACUCUAACCAUGCUAACUAG
This is a messenger RNA of Lytechinus variegatus (green sea urchin), 914 nucleotides long. Its product is annotated as carbohydrate sulfotransferase 15-like. The record is from RefSeq and is a predicted model, not a curated record. NCBI's taxonomy places the organism in Eukaryota, Metazoa, Echinodermata, Echinoidea, Temnopleuroida, Toxopneustidae. The transcript is spliced from 7 exons. Gene Ontology annotation, biological process: hexose biosynthetic process. Gene Ontology annotation, molecular function: N-acetylgalactosamine 4-sulfate 6-O-sulfotransferase activity. The coding region runs from base 378 to 914 and encodes 178 amino acids.